This is a messenger RNA of Tribolium castaneum (red flour beetle), 7349 nucleotides long. It is a transcript of the gene ck, whose product is annotated as crinkled. Lineage: Eukaryota; Metazoa; Arthropoda; Insecta; Coleoptera; Tenebrionidae. Bases 497 to 6994 code for a protein of 2165 amino acids. Gene Ontology annotation, cellular component: cytoskeleton; myosin complex. Gene Ontology annotation, molecular function: cytoskeletal motor activity; ATP binding; protein binding. The transcript is spliced from 7 exons. The record is from RefSeq and is a predicted model, not a curated record.
UUCCCCACUCUGGUCUCACUUCAAAGCGAAUAAAUCUUUCGCCUUUUACUAAAGAUUUCCGUGGAGUGGGACAAUACAAAUGAGUCUAUGACAAUUUUUUGAGGCCCGGUUGGAGUUUCUCCGACUGGGCGAUAAUUAAACAAAGCAUAGAGCCCCCCAACCAUUACUCAAACUUCAAAUUGACUCAAAAUUUUGAGUGGAGGAUGACUCACAUCGUCAUUGAGGUAGUCGAACCCGUGACAUUGCCCGUGGUGCCCUCUACAGUCACCUGCCUCCUCCUCAACUUCCACACCUGUCCGUCGAUGGCGCUGCCUCACCUGGGCGCAAGCAAUUAAAGUAACAGAAACUUGACCAUUUGGUGAUAGUUGAGUGCGGCGGAACGUUAGUACCGGGACCUGAUGAGGUGUUAGUGUCGCGUUGUGUGUCCUCUUCAAAUUACCCAACAUUAUGUUAAGGAUUACAUUGUAAAACCCAGGAACAUUGAUGCGUCGCCACCAUGGUUAUAGUGACACGGGGUGAUUACAUCUGGAUCGAGCCCAUUUCUGGAAAUGAAUUCGACGUGGCCAUCGGUGCCAAGGUGGUCUCCGCCGAGGGGCGAAGGAUCGCCGUCCGGGACGAUGACGGGGAGGAGCACUGGCUGUCUCCAGAUCGCCGAAUUAAGGCAAUGCACGCAACGUCCAUCCACGGGGUCGAAGACAUGAUCGGGCUGGGCGACCUCCACGAGGCCGGGAUUCUCAGGAACUUGCAUAUCAGAUACAACGAAAAUCUCAUUUAUACUUACACUGGCUCGAUUCUGGUCGCCGUCAACCCGUACCAAGUCCUCCCCAUUUACACCGCCGAACAGAUAAAACUGUACAAGGAGCGCAAAAUCGGGGAACUACCCCCACAUAUUUUCGCCAUCGGUGAUAACUGCUACGGGAACAUGCGGCGUUAUGGCCAGGACCAGUGCGUGGUCAUUUCUGGGGAGUCAGGGGCCGGUAAAACAGAGAGCACGAAGUUGAUUCUCCAGUACUUGGCGGCUAUCAGCGGCAAACAUUCCUGGAUUGAGCAACAAAUCCUGGAAGCUAACCCCAUUUUGGAAGCUUUCGGUAACGCGAAGACAGUCCGGAACGACAACAGCUCAAGAUUCGGCAAAUACAUUGAUAUUCAUUUCAACAGUAGCGGGGUUAUUGAAGGUGCCAAAAUCGAGCAGUACUUGCUCGAGAAAAGCCGGAUUGUGUCCCAGAAUCCGGACGAGAGGAACUACCACGUUUUCUAUUGCCUGUUGGCCGGGCUGGGCAAGGAGGAGAAGAAGAAACUCGAAUUGGGCGAUGCUAGUCAAUUUAGAUAUCUCACGGGGGGCGGUUGUAUAACGUGCGAGGGCCGGGACGACGCUGCCGAGUUCGCCGACAUCCGCAGCGCCAUGAAAGUGCUCCUCUUCUCCGACCCGGAGAUCUGGGAAAUAAUGAAACUCCUAGCCGCACUCCUCCACAUUGGCAACAUUAAAUACAAAGCCACGGUGGUGGACAACUUGGACGCGACGGAAAUCCCGGACCCGACCAACGUCCACCGCGUUGCCCACCUGCUGGGGGUGCCCCCACAGCCGCUCAUCGACGCCCUCACCAGGAAAACGCUCUUCGCCCACGGGGAAACCGUAGUCUCGACCUUAUCCCGCGAGCAGAGCGUCGACGUCCGCGACGCCUUCGUUAAAGGCAUCUACGGGCGGCUCUUCGUCCACAUAGUCAAAAAAAUCAACAGUGCAAUAUACAGGCCGAAGGAACGGCAGAGGAGUUCGAUCGGUGUUUUAGACAUUUUCGGGUUUGAGAAUUUUAAUCAUAAUAGUUUCGAACAGUUUUGUAUCAAUUUCGCGAACGAGAAUCUCCAGCAGUUUUUCGUCAGGCAUAUCUUUAAAUUGGAGCAGGAGGAGUACAACAACGAGGGGAUCAACUGGCAACAUAUCGAAUUCGUGGACAAUCAGGACUCGCUGGACUUGAUUGCGGUCAAACAACUCAAUAUCAUGGCGCUGAUCGAUGAAGAGAGCAAGUUCCCGAAAGGCACUGACCAGACCAUGCUGGCCAAGUUGCACAAAACACACGGAACGCACCGAAACUACCUCAAACCGAAAUCGGACAUCAACACAAGCUUCGGUUUGAACCACUUCGCCGGGAUCGUCUUCUACGACACGCGGAGUUUCCUGGAGAAGAACCGGGACACCUUCAGUGCCGACCUGCUCCAGCUAGUGGCAAUCUCUAACAAUAAAUUCCUGCAACAAAUAUUCGCCGACGACAUUGGCAUGGGGUCGGAGACCAGGAAAAGAACCCCGACACUCUCAACCCAAUUCAAGAAAAGUCUCGACUCACUUAUGCGAACCUUAUCCAACUGCCAACCGUUUUUCAUACGGUGUAUCAAACCAAACGAAUUUAAAAAACCCAUGAUGUUCGACCGCAAUUUGUGCUGUCGCCAGUUACGCUACUCCGGCAUGAUGGAAACAAUCCGGAUACGAAGAGCCGGCUAUCCGAUCCGGCACAGCUUCAGCGAGUUUGUCGAACGAUACAGGUUUCUAAUCUCGGGGAUUCCCCCGGCCCAUCGAACCGACUGCCGGGCCGCCACUGCCAAAAUAUGCGCCGCGGUUUUGGGCCGUUCGGACUACCAGCUCGGCCACACGAAAGUGUUUCUCAAGGACGCCCACGAUUUAUUUUUGGAGCAGGAACGCGAUAGAGUCCUUACGAAAAAAAUCCUGAUUUUGCAACGCUCAAUCCGGGGCUGGGUCUACCGGAGGCGCUUCCUGCGCCUCAAAGCGGCCACCAUGAUAAUACAAAAGUACUGGAAGGGCUACAUCCAGAGACAGAGGUACAAACGGAUGCGCGUGGGUUACAUGCGACUGCAAGCACUGAUCAGGGCUCGGGUGCUUUCGCACCGCUUCCAGCAUUUGCGGGGUCACAUUGUGGGGCUGCAAGCCCACGCUCGGGGCUAUCUCGUGCGGCGGGAAUACGGCCACAAAAUGUGGGCCAUCAUUAAAAUACAGUCACACGUGCGCCGAAUGAUAGCCCAGCGCAAGUUCAAGAAAAUCAAAUUUGAGAGGCGAAGCCACGUUGAGGCUUUAAGAUUGAAGAAAAAGGAAGAACGCGAGUUGAAAGAUGCCGGGAAUAAAAGAGCGAAAGAGAUAGCCGAGCAAAACUACCGCGAGCGAAUGUACGAACUGGAGAGGAAAGAAAUGGAGUUGGAGAUGGAGGAGCGACGACGUGUUGAAGUCAAGAAGAAUUUAAUCAACGACGCGGCCCGAAAAGCCGACGAGCCCGUUGAUGACUCGAAGCUAGUCGAAGCCAUGUUUGACUUCCUCCCGGACAGUUCCAGCGAGGCCCCAACUCCGGGCCGCGAGACCUCGGUUUUCAAUGACUUGCCCUCCCAGCCUGCGGAGUCCGAGAUCAUAAGCCCCAUGCAGACACAGUCGGAAGAUGAGGAGGAUUUGUCCGAAUUCAAGUUCCAAAAAUUCGCUGCGACCUACUUCCAAGGCAACGUGGGUCACCAAUACUCGCGCAAGCCGCUGAAACACCCACUUUUGCCUUUGCACACGCAAGGAGACCAACUCGCCGCGCAGGCGCUCUGGGUCACGAUCCUCCGCUUCACCGGGGAUUUACCCGAGCCCAGGUACCACACCAUGGACCGCGACAACACCUCCGUAAUGUCCAAAGUGACGGCCACUUUAGGCCGCAAUUUCAUCCGAAGCAAGGAGUUUCAAGAGGCGCAAAUGAUGGGGCUGGACCCGGAUUCGUUCAUGAAGCAGAAACCACGCUCGAUUCGGAAUAAACUAGUCUCGCUGACUUUGAAACGGAAGAAUAAACUAGGGGAGGAUGUGAGGCGGAAGCUGCAAGAUGAGGAAUAUACAGCUGACAGCUACCAGUCAUGGCUUGAGUCACGCCCGACCUCAAAUUUGGAAAAAUUACACUUUAUAAUCGGGCAUGGAAUUUUGCGAGCCGAACUACGGGACGAAAUUUAUUGCCAAAUCUGCAAACAAUUGACCAAUAACCCGUCGAAAUCGUCACACGCCAGAGGCUGGAUCCUGCUCUCCCUCUGUGUGGGUUGUUUCGCUCCUUCGGAGAAAUUUGUCAAUUAUUUGCGGGCGUUUAUACGGGAGGGCCCCCCAGGCUACGCCCCGUAUUGCGAGGACCGCCUCAAACGCACGUUUAAUAACGGUACGCGGAACCAGCCCCCAAGUUGGCUCGAGUUGCAAGCGACCAAGUCCAAGAAACCUAUCAUGUUGCCCAUUACUUUCAUGGAUGGUAAUACUAAGACUCUGUUGGCCGAUUCCGCGACCACAGCUCGUGAAUUAUGCAACCAAUUGUCGGACAAAAUCGGGCUAAAGGACCAAUUCGGGUUCUCCCUCUACAUCGCGCUGUUUGAUAAAGUGUCCUCGUUGGGCAGUGGCGGCGAUCAUGUCAUGGACGCCAUCUCCCAGUGCGAGCAAUACGCCAAGGAACAGGGGGCGCAAGAGAGGAACGCCCCUUGGAGGCUGUUCUUCCGGAAGGAGAUUUUCGCCCCAUGGCAUGAACCAACCGAAGAUCAAGUCGCGACCAACUUGAUUUAUCAGCAGGUGGUGCGCGGGGUGAAGUUUGGGGAGUAUCGGUGUGAUAAGGAGGAGGAUUUGGCCAUGAUAGCCGCCCAGCAGUAUUAUAUUGAGUUUAACACGGAUCUGAACGUUGACCGGUUGUUGACUUUGUUGCCCAACUACAUCCCCGAUUAUUGCUUGACGGGGGUGGAGAAGGCGGUGGAUCGGUGGGCGGCGCUUGUCGUCCAAGCCUACAAAAAGAGUUACUACGUCAAGGAAAAAGCGGCGAUUUUGCGAGUCAAAGAGGACGUGGUCAGUUAUGCCAAGUUCAAGUGGCCUUUGCUCUUCUCACGGUUCUACGAGGCGUACCGUAACUCCGGCCCAAACCUCCCCAAGAACGACGUCAUAAUUGCGGUCAACUGGACCGGAGUUUACGUGGUGGACGACCAGGAGCAGGUCCUCCUGGAGUUAUCCUUCCCGGAAAUCACCACCGUCUCCAGUCAAAAAACCAACAAGGUUUUCACCCAAACGUUCAGUCUGAGCACAGUCAGGGGCGAGGAAUUCACAUUCCAGAGCCCCAACGCCGAAGACAUCCGUGACUUGGUGGUCUACUUCCUCGAAGGUUUGAAAAAACGCUCGAAAUUCGUGAUUGCGCUCCAGGACUACAAAGCCCCAGGCGAAGGCUCAAGUUUCCUAACAUUUCUCAAAGGCGAUCUAAUCGUCCUUGAGGAGGACAGUACCGGAGAAACGGUCCUGAACUCCGGGUGGUGCGUAGGGCGGUGCGAACGCACGAUGGAAAAGGGGGAUUUCCCGGCAGAGACGGUUUACGUCCUCCCGUGCAUGUCCAAACCCCCGGCCGAUAUCCUCCAAUUGUUUUCGAUCGAGGGGGCGGAGCAUGGGCGGAGACUCAGCCAGCAGUACUCAAUGAACGGGACGGAUUCGCGCGAUCGGCCACACACUCUCGCUGAAUACGCAAUCGAUCAUUUCCGCCCACCAAUCAAACGCACCAUGUCCAAGGCGUUAACUCUGACGUCGGCACGACGGGGCGUCGACGACUUGUGGCGACACUCACGCGAGCCAAUCAAACAACCGCUCCUCAAAAAACUGUUAAUGAAGGAGGAGCUUGCCGAAGAGGCGUGUUUUGCCUUCAGCGCCAUUCUAAAAUACAUGGGGGAUUUACCCUCGAAACGGCCAAGGCUUGGCAAUGAAUACACCGACCAUAUUUUUGACGGACCCCUCAAACACGAAAUUCUAAGAGAUGAGAUUUAUUGCCAGAUUAUGAAACAAUUGACGGAUAAUAGAAAUAGAUUAUCGGAGGAGCGGGGGUGGGAGUUGAUGUGGCUGGCGACUGGUUUGUUCACGUGUUCGCAAAGUUUGCAAAAGGAAUUGACUAUGUUUUUGCGGAGUCGGAGACACCCCAUCUCGCAGGAUUCCCUCCAAAGGCUCCAAAAAACUUUAAGGAACGGCCAGCGGAAAUAUCCCCCACACCAGGUCGAAGUCGAGGCUAUCCAGCACAAAACCACGCAAAUUUUCCAUAAGGUGUACUUCCCCGACGACACGGACGAAGCCUUCGAGGUGGACUCGAGCACUCGGGCGAAGGAUUUCUGCCAGAACAUCAGCCAAAGACUCAAUUUGCGCUCAAGUGAGGGCUUCAGUCUCUUCGUCAAGAUCGCCGAUAAGGUGAUAAGCGUCCCCGAGGGCGACUUUUUCUUCGAUUUCGUCCGCCAUUUGACCGACUGGAUCCGCAAAGCUCGGCCAACCCGCGACGGAAUCACUCCCCAAUUCUCGUACCAAGUCUUCUUCAUGAAGAAACUGUGGACGAACACGGUGCCCGGCAAAGACAAGAACGCCGAUUUAAUCUUCCACUUCCAUCAGGAGCUGCCGAAGUUGAUAAGAGGUUACCACAAGUGCACGAAAGAGGAGGCUGCCAAGCUGGCAGCGCUGGUGUACAGGGUCCGGUUUGGCGAGAGCAAGCAGGAGUUGCAAGCGAUACCGCAAAUGUUGCGCGAGCUGAUCCCUGCAGAUUUAGUCAAAGUGCAGAGCGCAAACGACUGGAAGAGAGCGAUUGUCGCUGCCUACAAUCAAGACGCUGGGAUGAGUCCUGAAGAUGCCAAAAUCACGUUUUUGAAGAUCGUGUAUAGAUGGCCCACUUUCGGUUCGGCCUUUUUCGAAGUCAAGCAAACCACUGAUCCGAAUUAUCCCGAAAUGCUGCUGAUUGCGAUUAACAAGCACGGCGUUAGCUUGAUCCAUCCCAAUACGAAGGAAAUCCUUGUCACCCACCCCUUCACGCGGAUAUCCAACUGGUCGUCGGGCAACACUUACUUCCACAUGACCAUCGGUAACCUCGUCAGGGGCUCGAAACUCCUCUGUGAAACCUCCCUUGGCUACAAGAUGGACGAUCUUUUGACCUCCUAUAUUUCCCUCAUGUUGACAAACAUGAGCAAACAGAGAAGUUUAAGAAUCAAAUGAGACAAUUUCCACCUCAGUUGUAAAAACGGGACCGAUUUAUUAAUAUACUCGUACAGUAGGAAAAAUAAUUAAAUAAAUACCAUUGUCCUGAGGUCCCACGUGUAUGAAUAAUCAUUUUUAAGAAAAUGAGGUUGUCGUGAGAACUGACUUGAAUGGAUGUGAAAUGCGUUAGGCCUUCCUGAAUCUCGCUGUGUAUAUAGUUCUAUUUAUUUUAUCAUCGGUUUUUUAUUCUGUUGUUAGGGGUUUGAAGAAUAUGAGAUAUUAUUUAAAUAAUUUUUAUUUCUACAAAAUAUGCAGCAUGUACAGAUUGUUUAUGUAUUAUUUUUACGUAGAAUAAAACUAAUACCAAUAAAAA